GAGCGUGGGACACACAUUCAUCUGUACAAACCCUGCAAAACACUACAACCACCCCCCCCCCCCCCCUGCCAGUCUCGUGCUUUCAUGUUCUCCCCCUCACCCCAAAUUUGUCUCUUUCUCCUUUUCCACCCACCACUCCAUGCUCUUCCCCAUUCUUCCUAUACAGUUUUCUUGAUUUCUAACCCUUAAAACCCUACUUAAAUUUCACAAAACCCACCAUUUUAAUCUUCGACAGGGAACCCUUAUGAUUUAAUAGAAAAUUAGAAACCCUAAUUGAAAUUGUUGAAUUGAAAUGGGUUGUGCUCAAUCGAAAAUUGAGAAUGAGGAGGCUGUUUCAAGAUGUAAAGAUCGCCGGAAUUUCAUGAAAGAAGCGGUGACAGCGCGAAAUGCAUUCGCUUCGGGUCAUUCGGGUUACGCAAUGGCUUUGAAGAACACUGGGGCUGCGUUGAGUGAUUAUGCACAAGGGGAAGCUGAAGAGGUUUAUCUUCAUUUAGGGGGUGGGGGUGGCGGUGGAGGGGAGGCGUCGGAGCCGCCGCCUCCUCCGCCGCCGAAUAUGGAGCAGCCACUCCCACCGCCUCCGCCACCGGAUCCGGCAGAGGCUGAGGCUUACUCGCCUGUGCCGCCGCCAAUGCCGAGCUUUUCGCCCACGCCGACUCCGCCGCUGCAGCGGUCGGUUACAAUGCCAGCGAUUCCGGUUAUGAAAAAGAAGGGUAGGAAGUUGGAUAGUGGAGCUAUACUUGAGGAGGAUGAAGAGGAGGAGGAGGAGGAAGAAGAAGAAGAGGAGGUUAAUGAGUUGAGAUUGAGAAGAGGGCGGAAGAGUGGCGGAAGGGCGGUGGACGAGACUCCGUCGCCGAUGCUUCAUACUCCGGUGGCUCCGCCUCCGCCGGAGAAUAAAGGGACGCCUUGGGAUUACUUUUUUAUGGUUGAUGAUAAUAUACCAGGGGCGAGUUUGAGUGAAGAAGAGGAUGACGUUAUUGAUGAAAAGGAUGCGGAAGAGGAGGAAGAAGAAGAAGAAGAAGUGGACCACCAUCUCCACCGCCAUCCGAACCAUCAUCUCCACCGCCAUCAAAACAUUCAAAACCACCACAUCCACCACCAGCAGGUGGAGCCGAAAACACCGGAGAAAGUGGUGAUGGAGGGGUUUACAACCGAGGAAGAGGAGACACCGGUGAUGGUGGCAAUGAAGGAUAAGAAAUUCGCGCAUUCUAACACCGCACCACCUGAUAUUAACCGGAGAAGCAGCGCAGGAGUGGUGAAUGGUGCUGGUGGUAUGGUUGUUGGAUCAAGUAGUGUGAAUUUGUUAAAGAUUUUGAGCGAAAUCGAUGAUCAUUUCUUGAAGGCUUCCGAGAGUGCACAAGAGGUAUCGAAGAUGCUCGAGGCUACACGGUUGCAUUAUCAUUCCAAUUUUGCAGAUAAUCGAGGUCACAUUGAUCAUGCGGCAAGAGUGAUGCGUGUGAUCACAUGGAACAAAUCGUUUAAAGGGGCACCUAAUGGUGAAAACGGGAACGAUGAAUAUGAUGAAGAUAAGUAUGAAACACACGCCACCGUGCUUGAUAAGCUUCUAGCGUGGGAGAAAAAACUCUACGAAGAAGUAAAGGCCGGGGAGCUUAUGAAGCUAGAGUAUCAAAGGAAAGUGUCGUUACUUAACAAACUGAAAAAACGUGGUGCGGCUACUGAAUCUUUAGAAAAAACAAAGGCAGCGGUGAGUCAUUUGCAUACGCGAUACAUUGUUGACAUGCAGUCUUUGGAUUCAACCGUUUCAGAAGUAAACGACAUUCGCGAUAGGCAGUUAUAUCCAAAACUUGUUGCUCUUGUUGACGGGAUGUCGAAGAUGUGGGAUUCAAUGUGCGAACACCAUGACAACCAGCUAACAAUUGUAGCAGACCUCAAAUCUCUUGAUGUUUCGGGAGCCCCAAAAGAAACGACCAAACACCACUAUGAGCGGACCGUUCAGUUGUACCAUGUGGUUCAAGGGUGGCACUCGCACUUCGAAACCCUAGUAACACAUCAAAAAAACUAUGUUCAUGCCCUCAACAACUGGCUAAAACUAAACCUCGUGCCCAUCGAAAGCAGCUUAAAGGAGAAAGUCUCGUCACCACCACGCAUUCAAACACCCCCGAUCCAGACGCUCCUCCAUUCAUGGAAUGACGUUCUCCAGAAGCUUCCGGAUGAGCUCGCGAAAAGUGCAAUUUCGUCGUUUGCUGCGGUUAUCGAAACCAUUAUGAAUCAUCAAGAGGAAGAAAUGAAGCUUAAAGAGAGAUGUGAAGAAACUAGAAGGGAGUUCUUGAGGAAGAGUCAAUCUUUUGAAGAUUGGCAUCAGAAGUAUAUCAUGAGACGCGGCCCGCAAGAUGAAACGGAGCCAAACCGGGUCACGGGUCCUGACCCGAUAGCUGAUAGGCAGUUUGCGGUUGAGACGUUAAAGAAGAAGUUUGACGAUGAAAUGGAAGCUCAUCAAAAGCUUUGUAUUCAAGUGAGGGAUAAAUCUUUAGGGAGUCUGAAGAUUCGGUUGCCCGAGCUUUUUCGGGCUAUGUCGGAUUACGCCCAUGUGUGCCGGGAUUCGUAUCAACGGUUGAGAUCCAUCAUGCAUUCGCAGAAUCGCCAAAACGGAAGUUGAGUUAAGUUUAUUGAUCUUAUGGUUUUAUGUUGAAGAUCAUGUGAAAAUUGUGGUUUUUUUUGGACAUAUGGUAUGGUCUUAGAUUUUGCUUAUUUAUUGGCUUGAAGUUACAAGUGGUGUGUUGAUGUUUAAUAUGAUGCAUUAGCCACUUGUACAUUUGGUGGGUCAGUAUUAGAAAUCAGAAUGAUGCAUGAGCCAGUUGGGACACUUUUGGUACCAUUGUAUGUUUUUUACUUUUGUAUGCAUUAUUGGUCUUUACUA
Messenger RNA from Helianthus annuus (common sunflower), 2875 nucleotides. Its product is annotated as protein ROLLING AND ERECT LEAF 2. The transcript is spliced from 5 exons. The coding region runs from base 293 to 2614 and encodes 773 amino acids. NCBI's taxonomy places the organism in Eukaryota, Viridiplantae, Streptophyta, Magnoliopsida, Asterales, Asteraceae. The record is from RefSeq and is a predicted model, not a curated record.